This is a messenger RNA of Columba livia (rock pigeon), 3432 nucleotides long. RefSeq names its product zinc finger protein 629-like. Gene Ontology annotation, molecular function: RNA polymerase II cis-regulatory region sequence-specific DNA binding; DNA-binding transcription factor activity, RNA polymerase II-specific. The transcript has 6 exons. Gene Ontology annotation, biological process: regulation of transcription by RNA polymerase II. NCBI's taxonomy places the organism in Eukaryota, Metazoa, Chordata, Aves, Columbiformes, Columbidae. The coding region runs from base 88 to 2337 and encodes 749 amino acids. The record is from RefSeq and is a predicted model, not a curated record.
CCCCCCCCUGCCGCUGUUUCCCCCGAAAUGGCGGCGAUGCCGGCGGCGGGGGGAGCGUGACCCCCCCAGCUUGCGGGGGGACCCUCCAUGAUGGGGGGGGGGGGGGUUGUGGAUGCUGUUGGGAUGGGGAGGGGCCCCAAACCCUGGCUGUGCCCCCCCCAGCAUCAGGGGAGGAAACUGAGGCACAGGGGGGCUGGGACCCCCCUUGGGGUGCAGGUGGGACCCCCCUUGGGGUGCCACCGUGUCACCCCAUCUCUUUGCCGCUCCCUCCCCCCCAGCAGGGCCCCCCCGUCUGAGCGUGCUGGGACGGUGGCCAUGGACACAGAGGGGGGGUCGCCCCCCCAGGACCCCCGGACCCCCCAGGACAGCGAGCGGCCGCAGGGGACGUCGGCAGCCCCCCCCAGCCCCCCGAGGCCGCGGCGGAAACCGGCGGCGCGCGGCGCCACCAGAGCAGCGGGGCGCGCGGGGGCCCUGGCGCCGCUGGCGGAGCUGCUGGGGCUGCGGGGGGGCCGCCUGCGCCCCACCAUCUGCAGCGAGUGCGGCAAAGGCUUCAGCCGCAGCUCGGACCUGGCGCGGCACCAGAUCACCCACACCGGCGAGAAGCCGUACACCUGCGGCGCCUGCGGCAAGGGCUUCAGCCAGAACUCCAACCUGCUCACCCACCAGCGCAUCCACACCGGCGAGAAGCCGUACGGCUGCGGCGCCUGCGGGAAGCGCUUCAGCGAGAGCUCGGCGCUGGUGCAGCACCAGCGGACGCACACGGGCGAGAGGCCGUACGGCUGCGGGGAGUGCGGCAAGCGCUUCAGCGUCAGCUCCAACCUCGUCCGGCACCGCCGCACGCACAGCGACGAGCGGCCCCACGUCUGCGGGGAGUGCGGCGACGGCUUCCGCCACAAGGCCCAGCUGCGGCGGCACCAGAAGCUGCACGUGGCGUCAAACCAUACAAAUAACGCGAUCAAUACACAAUUUCCCCGCUGGGGGGGGGGCGGGGGGGGGGGAGGGGGGGUCCGCUUGUUCCCCCCCCCUCCCGCGCUGUGCGUUUUGCGGGGCGUCGCGAGCGCGCAUUCCCCAAUUCCGACGCUUUUUCCCCCAUUUUCUCGCUUCGCCCAGCGGAAGCAAAGCCCGGGGCCGCGGGGGGGGGACGGGAGGACGCUGGGACCUUCCUGUUCCCGGCCCCCCCCCCGACCGCAGCGGCAGCCCGGGGGCCUCGCCCGCCCUCCCGCCCCCCCCAGCGGAGCCUCCCCCCCAGGAGCCCCCCCAGGAGCCCCCCCAGCCCCAGCGCCCCCUUCGCCGCCCGCGCCCGGAGCGUCGCGCUGCGAUCUCGGAGCAGCGGCCGGACCCCCCGACACCCCCAGAGGGACCCCUGUGGGCGCUGGGGGAGCUCAGGACCCCCCCGUGGGCGCUGGGGGAGCUCAGGGACCCCUGUGGGCGCUGGGGGAGCUCAGGACCCCCCCGCAGGCCAUGGAGCAGGAGGAGCCGUGCGUGGUGGAGCUGCAGGACUCGGACGAGGGGGACGUGGUGCGGAGGGUCUAUAUCGCUGACGACGGCAUCGUGAGCGACUGCGAGGACGAGGUGCUGCCCCACGAGAUCAUCCAGACCGUCAUCCCGCACAGCCCCCUGCCCCCCAAAGCCAAGCGGCGGGGGGGGCAGCCCGGCUCGGCGGCCGCCACGUCGGCGGGGGGCUACGGCGAGGAGGGGGAGGGCGGGGAAGGCGCGGGGGGGCGGCUGCGGGGGGGCCGGCAGCGGCCGUUCAUCUGCAACGAGUGCGGCAAGAGCUUCAGCCACUGGUCCAAGCUGCUGCGGCACCAGCGGACGCACACGGGCGAGCGGCCCAGCACCUGCGGCGAGUGCGGCAAGAGCUUCAGCCAGAACUCGCACCUGGUGCAGCACCGGCGCACGCACACCGGCGAGAAGCCGUACCGCUGCGGGGACUGCGGCAAGAGCUUCAGCUGGAGCUCCAACCUCAUCCAGCACCAGCGCAUCCACACCGGCGAGAAGCCGUACAGCUGCGGGCAGUGCGGCAAGAGCUUCACGCAGAGCAAGAACCUCAUCAAGCACCAGCGCACGCACUCGGGCGCGCGGCCCCACCGCUGCGGGCACUGCGGCCGCGGCUUCGCCCAGAGCACCAACCUGCUGAAGCACCAGCGGCUGCACGCGGCGCCGGCGCCGUGCCCCGAGCGCGGGCAGAGCCGCGGCGCCGGCGGCGAGCUGGAGCGGCACCGCGCGCCGGCGCACGGGCGCGAGCCCUUCAUCUGCGUGGAGUGCGGGGAGAGCUUCGCCCGCAGCGCCACGCUCAACCGCCACAAGCGCGUGCACAAGCCGCUCUUCGCGCGCUGAGCGCGGCGACGGCGUGGGAAGGACGCGCGGACGGUGCCGUGGGCACGGGGACGGCGCGGCAAGGACACACGGACAGUGCCGUGGGCACAGGGGCACAGUGAGGACACACGGACAGCGCCGUGGGCAUGGGGACAUGGUGACAGCACGGUGAGGACACACGGACAGUGCCGUGGGCACAGGGGCACGGUGAGGACACAUGGACAGCGCCGUGGGCACGGGGACAUGGUGACACCACGGCAGGGGCACACGGAUGGUGCCAUGGGCACAGGGACAUGGUGACGCCACGACGAGGACACACAGACAGUGCUGUGGACACGGUGACACCACGGCAAGGACACACGGACAGUGCUGUGGGCAGGGGGACAUGGUGACAGCACAGCGAGGACACACGGACAGUGCUGUGGGCACGGGGGCACGGUGACACCACGGCAAGGACACACGGAUGGUGCCGUGGGCAGGGGUCAUGGUGAUGGCACGGUGAGGACACACGGACAGUGCCGUGGGUGGAGGGACAUGGUGACAGCACGCCAGGGGACGCAGGACAUGGUGACACUAUGCCAGGGGACACACGGACAGUGCUGUGGGUGGAGGGACAUGGUGACAGAAUGCCAGGGGACGCAGGACAAGGUGACACCACCCCAUGGACGCAGAAACAAGGUGACACUGCUCCAGGGGACAUGGGAGCAGGUGGACAAGGUGACAUCACCCCAUGGGACACGGGACAGACAGACAAGGUGACAUCACCCCAGAGGACACGGGACAGACGGACAAGGUGACACCACCCCAGGGGACACGGGACAGACGGACGAGGUGACACCACCCCAUGGGACACGGGACAGACGGACGAGGUGACACCACCCAGGGGACACACGGCCUGUGCUGCGGGCAGGGGACAAGGGGACACCGAGCCACCCGCAGCCCACUGUGCCUCACGUGCCCCCCAUGGACACGGGCUGGACCUCAGCGCCCCCCCGCGGGGUCGCACCCUAUAGAUGUACAUAUGGAACACGGUGGGGGGGCACGCGUGGGGGGACACCCCCGGGGUGGGAACGUGGGGGGGACACGGCCUUGGAAUAAAACUCUUCUGUUUGGGGA